Messenger RNA from Trichoderma breve, 1461 nucleotides. RefSeq lists its product as uncharacterized. The transcript has 2 exons. Bases 1 to 1461 code for a protein of 486 amino acids. The record is from RefSeq and is a predicted model, not a curated record. NCBI's taxonomy places the organism in Eukaryota, Fungi, Ascomycota, Sordariomycetes, Hypocreales, Hypocreaceae.
AUGUGGCAUCUUGUUCGGAUAUUGGCAGUAUCGCGACUUUGGUUCAGCGAUGGGAAUCCAAUUGCGGCACAGCGAGGUGGCCAUGGUGUAUCAUCUCGCCUCAUUGUCGACGGACAGGGGUUUUUGGAUGUCACCGAGAUGCGCUCAUCAGACUCGAUGGUUCUAGAUGCUAAUGGAGAAACUCUGUGGUUAAAGAGGCGCGAGAGAUAUAGCAGCCGCUUUGCUUGUCCUUCGCUGCAAAACAGUCCAUAUCCGCUGAGCAUGUCUCUUCAAAUUGACGAUGGUGGCAACUUCAACCUGAGCAUCGUCAACAUCCCAUCUAUAAUGACAGCCUGCUAUAGCAUUCCGAAACAAGUGUCAGGCCGUCUCAAGCCCCUGCCUGAGAUCUCUGCCGAAGACGCAGCCUUUAUCAGUAACAUGAUUGAGCAGAAGUUCGUACCAUACCAGAACAUCCCGGAUGCCCCAUUGAAGCCCAUCCAAGAAAUCAGGGCUCUAGGAAGGCAACACUUUCCCUUUACGCCCUACAGCUUUGAGCUUGCCAUGACUCUUUACGACUGGACGACGGCGUCAUUUGCGCGCAUGGUGCUGUUCAAAAUCUUUCAGUACACCGGUAUCAGCUCGGGGGUCGCAGCACUUCCUCACCCUUUGGAUCGUGACAGUCUCGCCGUCAACAUUUGGCAGAGCAACUUUUCUGUAUAUACGCCCCAGGAUGCAGACUAUAUGCGGACCUUUUUGAUGCAGCCCGCACAUUCGUUUGACAAUCUCACUGCCCAGCUUGAAGAGGUUAUUGAUCAGGUGUACAACUUUAGCGAGAUUGAGAACCGCCUUCUGGUUGCUGCUAUGCAGUCGAUGCCUCGGACUUCGAUUGCUUCGAAGCCACGGCUGUUUAGUGGACAGGUUGACAUCGAGCAACUUGGCACAGGGCGGUUCGGCAUCGAGUUUGAAGAGUGCCCGCUGAACGAGGGCCCUGUUGGGGUCGAGCUGGAGCAUUCACUGGCGGAUGCCCUGGACAGUUACAUGGCUGUUGGAAAGACCAUCACAACCAAGAUGGUCUGGAGUUUUACGGAUAGCAUGGAAGAGGCAAUGCAUUAUUCUAACGGGAUCGUGCUCGUGUUGAAUCCGCCGUCCGGUACCUCGCUGUGGGACAGUAUAUCGUUUAUCACGCCGUUAUCUGACGAUCCGUCUAAGAUAGAAUAUACGGCUGCUCCCGGCACCAAGUUCAAGAUUCAGUCUGUUCAACAUACUGCUGUCUCGGGUAAGCCGGUGACGAUGAUCGGUCUGGAGCCAGUGUUGGAGCGAGAUGGAUCGUUGAAGACACAGUCAAUGCUCGAAGGGAUCCGCCAGCAUCGGUUAAGUGAAGAUGUAGUUGAACAGGGAAUUGACUCUCAUGGAUCUAUUAAGUUAAGACGUGGUCGAUAUAAUACUAGACGGCAGGGAGAAGAUGUGUUGAUGGAUGAGUAA